Messenger RNA from Mugil cephalus (flathead mullet), 2032 nucleotides. Its product is annotated as zinc finger CCHC domain-containing protein 24-like. NCBI's taxonomy places the organism in Eukaryota, Metazoa, Chordata, Actinopteri, Mugiliformes, Mugilidae. Gene Ontology annotation, molecular function: zinc ion binding; nucleic acid binding. The coding region runs from base 338 to 1024 and encodes 228 amino acids. The record is from RefSeq and is a predicted model, not a curated record. The transcript is spliced from 4 exons.
GUAGCUGCUGCAACUAUACUUACUUCAUGCAUGUUAAGAAAAAGUAAGAUGCAAACUCUCCUCCUAUUUGCCGUGACGCAACCCAGAGUCCUGGAACCGGAGCGCUGCUUCUCUUCUCCAACUGGCAACAGGCGUGUGCGCUUCAACCUCCCACUGUUCCCUCCCCCGUGACCGUUGUCCCGUUAGUGGGGUCCUCUAGGGCUCCCCAAGUAAAAGCAAGGAUCACACCCAAACAGCCGGAGGCAGGGGGAUGACUGAAAGAAGUUGGGUUAUCCAGAAAACCCGGCGGUUCUGACGGUGCUGUUCCAAGAGGCACAGCUCUACCAAAACGAACACUAUGAUGUCCGCUAUAGAGGCUGGUGUGUACCAACCUGCACAGCUGCUCAGCUGGGUCUAUAUGUCCUUGCAGGACACACAGAGCAGCGCCUUUGAAGGCUUCAAAGGCGACUCGGAAACUUCCCCUCAGGACACCAUCAACUCCAAGCGUAGCGCAGCUGAUCUCAGCUCCAACUAUCUCAACAACUUCUUCCAUCUCGGCAGUGAGGACUUGAACAACAAUUUCUACAAGCGGUCCUCACCCUACGGAUCCUUCAACAACAUUGUGGACGGCCUGAGCUCACUGGCGGACCAUUUCUCCGACCUCUCUCUCUCACCGGAGUCACGCAAGCCCAGCAAAAGGCCGCCUCCCAACUACCUGUGCCACCUUUGCUUCAACAAAGGACACUACAUCAGAGACUGCCCUCAGGCUCGACCGAAAGGUGAAGGCCUGACCCCGUAUCAGGGAAAGAAGAGGUGUUUCGGUGAAUAUAAAUGCCCCAAAUGCAAGAGGAAGUGGAUGAGCGGGAACUCCUGGGCCAACAUGGGGCAAGAAUGUAUCAAGUGCCACAUCAACGUGUAUCCUCACAAGCAGAGACCUCUGGAGAAACCGGACGGGCUGGAUGUGUCCGACCAGAGCAAGGAGCAUCCACAGCACCUGUGUGAAAAGUGCAAGGUCCUCGGCUACUACUGCCGCCGAGUGCAAUAACACACUCUGCUCCUCCAAAGAGCUUUAAAAAAAAAAAAAAAAGAAAAAAGAAAAAAAAGGGACAGCUAUAUUUUAAAUACUAAAAAAAAAAAUACACAAUAAGAAAUAGUUACUGUACUGUAAUGCAUCUAAUCAUUUAUUCUCAUGAAACAUCCUCUCUCGACACUGUGACUCUCAGUAUAAGAGCCUCUCUGUGGGGUUAAACGCCUCUGAGUGGAGAACUUUUCCAUCUCUGUAAGUUACUCAGUUAUUAGUAUGUGAAUAUUCAUUUGAAGAAUGAACCAAGUCUCUUACCAACUGUGAAUUAUUUGCUCUUUUGCUCCGCGUCCGUCUUCCCUCCAGCACGUCGGACAGGACAGCAAGGACUUUCCAGAUGAAGAUUCUAUUUUACAUGGUUGUAUAUUUCAGAAAUAACUUAAAUGUUUUGUUUUUUUCUGUAUAAAAUAUGCAAAGUCUUGACUAAGAAGGUUAUGCAGUAUUAAUGUGUACCUGCGUUAUCACCAGUACAGGGCGGGUACAUCGUUUUUUUAGAAUAUAUUUUGUAAGCCAUACUGUUUGCGUUCAAUAUUACACUUUGUGAAGGAAGGAAUAUAUUAGACAACUAACAUUUAAUCUUUAUAUACGGUUUACUACAGUUUGUUGUGAAAGCAGCUGUUUAUCAUUCCAAAGGGUUUAGGUGUUGUAAACCCUUAUAAUAUGGUAUUUUUAUAUAUAUAAAUAUAUAUAACAGAUUCACCAAAGUGCUUUUUUUAUGGGUCACGAUGCCUCAUAUGUGACAUGAGACAAGAAAAUAAAUGAAAAUCUGAAUGUACUAAGGUUCAUGGAGGAUUAAGCAGAAGGUUGCCCGUUAAUGUCGAAGGUAUUUUCUUCACUGGAUCAUUUUCCGUAGGUCGGGAACGCCCUCAGACGUGUGAAAUGCAAAUUAACGUGCCUUUUAUUUGAAAUAACCAAUGAGGUGAAGCCCCUUUCUCUUAAAAUGUUUUUUUACAUUAAAAUGUAUUUAAACAA